CUUCAGUGGUAUAUUGUAUGUAUUUGGUGGUAAACAAAAAAAAAGUAAAACCGAACCUAAUCCAUCUAAGUAAUGGUGAUCCACGGAGCAAUCCUCGAUUUCUAUCUGAGCAGCAAUCUCAGAUUAAUUAAUGAAUGCGCUGUACUCAUGAGUGAUUGCAUUUCCCAGUACUGGUACUGAUCUGUCUUUCAAGUGUCAAACUCUAGAUUGACAUAUUACAUGUUUACAUACCAACCGAGCAACCGUUUGUUUUUAUUUACGGCGAAUCUUUAGUAUCCAAUAAUAAUUGCCUACUAUUCAUCGUAGGAUGGAUAGUUCAUCUACGCUAUCGAUAGUUUCAUUAGAUAAAAAAUCGGAUUGUUGCUAGGUUAGAUAUUAUACAAAUCGUUGUUGUGUUAUAUUGUGUGAUCAUGGAUUCAUCAAGCAGUGAUAGCGACGACAGUGAUCUUCAAGUCCUAGCACAGUUAUCGGACUGGGAUGACGAUGAAGGCGACUGUGGUGAAAUUGCAUUCGUUGAACUUUCCAAAUCCUUCCUAAGAACAGACUUUAUGGCAAGUUUAAGCGACGCUGAAUUUACGUUCAGAUUUCGGAUGAACAAAGAAUCGGUAGAGUCACUUUUAAAUGAAAUUAUGCCAUUCGUCAAAGUGAAAUCAAGGCGAAAUAAUGGUAUACCACCCUUGCAUCAGCUUCUACUGGCUCUUCGAUUCUAUGCUUUGGGUGCAAUGCUCAAGUCAGUGGCGGAGUUUGUUGGAGUGUCCCAAUCUUCAGCCUGCAGAAUAGUGGCUGACAUAUCUACUGUCUUAGCUAGACUGUACAGUAAAUAUAUAAAUCUACAUGCCAGAACGACACUAGAUUUUUAUAAUAUAGCUCAGUUUCCUAGAGUAUGUGGUGUCAUUGGCUGCACUCAUGUACCCAUCCAAUGUCCAAGUUCAACAAUGGGAGAAGAGUAUAGAAAUGGUAAAGGAUAUUACUCAUUUCAUGUCCAGGCUGUAUGUGAUGCAGACCUUAAAUUAUUAAAUGUUGUGUCUCAAUGGCCCGGUUCUGCACAUCAAUCUACUAUUUUCGAUAAUUCUGUAUUACGAGGUAUUCUCAAAAAAAUGAUAUAUUAUCAUAAAAUAGUCACUGAUAAACUUAAUUUAUUACUUUACUUUAUUCCAGCUCAGUGUGAUGAUGGUGUUCUUGGAAAUUGUUGGUUACUUGGUGACAAUGCGUAUCCAAACCGACCUUAUUUGCUCACACCUGUGUACAACCCGUCAACUGCUCAAGAAGUAAGGUAUAAUGAAGCUCAUAUUCAAACUAGGCGUGCUAUUGGAAGGGCAUUUGCAGUCUGGAAGCGACGUUUCCCAGUAAUUUCACUGACCAUGAGGCUGUCAUUAGAUAACAUACAAGCAGUUAUAAUUGCUACAGCUGUACUUUACAAUAUUUGUAUUAACCACAACAUUGAGGAUGUACCCCCAGAGGUUGAAUUGCCAGAUGAAAAUGAAAUAGCUGCAACUGCAGAAAAUGUCCAGAGUUCAGAAAAUGAUCUAAGAAACAGGCAACAUUUAAUAGCAAACUUUUUUUAAUAAUGAACUUGUUAACUUGUGAUAAACAGUAUAAAGUGUAAAUUUUUGUAAAUAAAAGAAAAACUUUAUUUAUA
This is a messenger RNA of Helicoverpa zea (corn earworm), 1639 nucleotides long. Its product is annotated as putative nuclease HARBI1. The coding region runs from base 411 to 1565 and encodes 384 amino acids. The transcript has 4 exons. The record is from RefSeq and is a predicted model, not a curated record. Lineage: Eukaryota; Metazoa; Arthropoda; Insecta; Lepidoptera; Noctuidae.